UUUGCUGUCAAAAUAAAAUAUACGCAAACACACUUAUCAAAAAUGUUAGCAGUUUCCCUAUUAAUAAUUGUCUUAUUGUUUAUUAGAGUCUCUGGUGGCUUUCUUAUCACUGUGGAUGCCCAUGAGACAUCUUGCUUCUUCGAUCAUGCCCAGGAGCAUGAUAAAAUCACCAUUAGCUUUGAGGUAAUGGAAGGUGGCUUCAAGGAUAUUGGUGUACACAUCACAGCUCCAAAUGACGAUCGUUUGCACCAUUCGGAUAAGGAAUCAUUGGGCAGUUAUACCUUCACAGCCAUUCGCGAUGGAGACUAUACUCUAUGCUUUGACAAUGAAAUAUCCACAUUGACACCCAAAGUUGUGGUGUUUCAAUUUCAUGUGGCCAGGCCAUUGCAUUACUAUGCCAAUCCCAAUGAGCGUCACGAUGAUGUCCUCGAACAUGCUGGCGUUCAAUCAAUGAUCAAUGAGUUGGGCGCUAAAUUUGGUACUGUUAAACAAGAACAGGAAUAUAUGCAUUAUCGUUACAAUGGCCAUAAGGCGGUUAGUGAGAGUGCUCAAUUUCGUUUUGUCCUCUGGUCGAUAUUUACUCCAUCGUUGAUAGUGAUUAUGACCAUAGUGGAAGUCUAUUACCUGAAACGUUUCUUUGAGGUCAAACGUGUGGUCUAAUAAAAUAUUGUUCCUAACUUAAAUAAAUUGAAAGCCUUUUAGGCUAAACUGAA
Messenger RNA from Drosophila willistoni, 713 nucleotides. Its product is annotated as transmembrane emp24 domain-containing protein 2. The transcript has a single exon. The coding region runs from base 43 to 660 and encodes 205 amino acids. The record is from RefSeq and is a predicted model, not a curated record. Gene Ontology annotation, biological process: endoplasmic reticulum to Golgi vesicle-mediated transport; Golgi organization; intracellular protein transport. Gene Ontology annotation, cellular component: COPII-coated ER to Golgi transport vesicle; Golgi apparatus; endoplasmic reticulum-Golgi intermediate compartment. Lineage: Eukaryota; Metazoa; Arthropoda; Insecta; Diptera; Drosophilidae.